UGGAACGCUGGUUGCUGCCUUCCCUUGGUGUUUGCUGCUGCCUUUACGGAGGCAGCUAAAUAGGGCAGGAAACCGGACUCGAGCGCGAACACGUCCGUUCUUUGGAAGGCCAUAUACUCAGGACCGACCAGCCGAAUAAGUUCAUCACUGGCAGCGGUGUCAAAACAAGCAAGAACGAGAGAGAGUGCGUUAAAGAGAGAGCGCGCUAAAGCGCCGGCUGGUUCAGCAGGGGUUGGGAGAGGUCGGAAGGAAAUCAAAGCAACGGGAAGGUGCUUGCGGCAGGCGUUCGGGCUCGGCCGCAACAGGCUGUCAGUUGGCGCCGCCGCCCUGUUGGCCAGGUGUACCCAGGCACAGGAGGGCGGGCGCUGUUUUUGGAGACUAGCAGGGGAGGAGGAGGAAGAGAGGAGCGCCGGCAACCCGCUUGGUGUGUCGGCUCGAGGGGGGGGGCAACAGCGGCGGAGCGAGCAGGACAAAGGUCGCGAUGACCGUCGGCAGGAAAGUGGCGGGAUUCGCGGUCGGCUAUGGGGUGACGAUGGUGGUGGCGCUGCUGGCCGUGCAGCUGCAUCGACGACGAAAGGAGCAGCUGAGGAGAAAGCAACUGCAGGCCAGUGCCCACAACAGAGCACCCCGCCUCCCCAAGAUUCUGAGCAACCUCAUGCCGACGUACAGCACGUCCAUCCCCCCCAGCCCCAGCACCCCGGGACGGCUGGGGACGCCACGCCGGCAGGACUGGAAUCGAUCCUUGAGCUCUCAGGUGAGCCUGAUGGGGGUUCUCCAGCAGCACCCUGCCAACAGGCAGACGCAGCGGCUAGGCUACUGGACCAUGAGCCGAAAGUUGGUGCUGGUGAUGGUGGGGCUCCCGGCGAGAGGGAAGAGCUACAUCGUAAAGAUGCUCAUCAGAUAUCUCAACUGGAUUGGGUUUCCAACGAAGGUGUUCAAUAUCGGGGACUAUAGGCGGAGGUUAGGUUAUGGCGGGGUGGCGAAGUCUUUCUUCGAGAAGAGCAACGAAGAAGGGCAGCGAGUGCGCUCCCAGAUGGUUCAGGUGGCGCAGGACGAGAUGUACGAGUGGCUUCAGGAGGAAGACUGCGCAAAGGUGGCGCUCUUCGACGCCACCAACACCACCAAGAAAAGGAGACACCUGCUUGUCCAGCGCUCCAAGGUGGAGAAGAACGCCAUGCUGGUGUUCAUAGAGAGCAUCUGCGACGACCCCGUCAUCCUGUCCCAGGUAUGUAUGUGUUGUACGUGCGGACCGACCGACAGGCAGAUAGAGAGGAAGGACAAGCAGCCAGAAAAUGACAGACAAGCGGCCAGAAAUGACAAGACAGAAACGGACAUGUAGCCAGAGUACACAACAACACAGAAAGAAGGAUAGACUGGUAGACGGAUAGAUAGAGAGGCCGACGGACAGACAGAGAUGCCAGGCAGCUGUGGUGCCCUGCUCUCGCGUUGCGUCGGUCCCUGCACGCCUCUCUGUCUCUCAGUUUCCUUGUCUCUUUGUCUCGCUCUCGUGUCCUUGCUGGUCGCCUCCCAAAAAAUCCAAUUUGCGACGACCCGCGAGAGCAUUUUUCUCAGGACGAAUUUUUCGCUAACAAUUCACGGGACUUGGUCAUGGUCGCACUCGCGAAGUGCAGCUCGCCUCUCUCGGCUGUCUUUCCGUGUGUUUCCUUCGAUAUCAGUGUAACCGAUCUUGUUUUUCGUCCCCCUCGGUCAUAGCUGCAGCAGCCGUUGUCGCUGGUGCACUGGCCGGUGGAGUGGUGACGGCAGUUUGGAGUGUGGACGGAGGCGUUGCU
This is a messenger RNA of Ectocarpus sp. CCAP 1310/34, 1790 nucleotides long. The record is from the annotation of a GenBank genome assembly. Lineage: Eukaryota; Phaeophyceae; Ectocarpales; Ectocarpaceae.